This is a messenger RNA of Cuscuta campestris, 2240 nucleotides long. Lineage: Eukaryota; Viridiplantae; Streptophyta; Magnoliopsida; Solanales; Convolvulaceae. The record is from the annotation of a GenBank genome assembly.
CUCUACAAAAAUUCAAAAAAUCAUUGCCAUAGAAAUUGACUAAAAAUGGAAUGAAGAGAAGAGAUUGACAGAGGAAUUGUCGUGCUAUAGGGGUUGGCGCAUCAGAGAUAUGAAGAGGAAGAUAAGAAAAAGAAGAGAUUAUCUGCCGGUUUGUAAGAAGGAGAGCGCAUGAGAGGGAGAAGAGAGUCGGUCGCUGCCGCGGAAGAGCAGAUCCAGAGCAACAUAGAGGAAAAGAGAAAAAAAGAAAAGGAUCUUGGAAUUGGAAUCCAGCACCACCAUACUUUUGGCGAUUGGGCAAACUCAGAUUAUUGCAUCCAAAGCAAUCAGCUAAACACUUCCAGCCUCCAAGAUCGAAGCGAGAGACGUGGAAGAAACCGCGAGAGAAAGCGAAAAAACGUGGAAGAACCGCGAGAGAAAACCCAUUGAGAGGUACCAAUGUGUGUCCGCUCUCGCACUUCCAUCUCCAGAAUAUCUUCAUUCUAUCUCAGACUUUAGUGGUGGCUGAGGAAGAGUUUGUGUGGCUUAUUGCAUCAAAAUGGGUGGCCCUGAACAACCAAAGAAAAGAGUGGCCUUCGUGCUUAUUGAUGGGUUGGGAGAUGUAUCUCUGCCAAGAUUUGGUUACCGGACUCCUCUGCAAGCAGCCAAGAUUCCGAAUUUGGAUGCUAUAGCGUCUGCAGGAGUUAACGGGAUGAUGGAUCCUGUUGAAGUAGGCCUAGCAUGUGGAAGUGACACUGCCCAUUUGUCUUUGUUGGGUUACAAUCCAAGGGUGUAUUACCGGGGCAGAGGUGCUUUUGAGUCUAUGGGGGCUGGCCUGGCAAUGUCACCCGGUGAUAUUGCAUUUAAGUCAAACUUUGCAACCCUAGAUGUGGCGACUGGGGUAGUGGUAAGUAGGAGGGCCGAUAGGCAUUUUGAAGAAGAAGGUCCAGUUUUUUGUGCUGCUUUGGAUGGAAUGAAGCUACCUUCUUUUCCUGAAUAUGAAGUUAGAGUCAGGUAUGCCACAGAGCACAGGUGUGGUGUGGUGGUAAAGGGACCAAAGUUAAGUGGAAACAUAUCAGGAACUGACCCAUUGAAGGACAACCGCCUUCUUUUACAAGUCCACGCUCUUGAUGAUACAGAAGAGGCAAAUCACACCGCUGCAGUUGUUAAUGAACUUUCUAAAGAGAUGUCCCGCAUUCUUGUUUCCCAUCCGCUUAAUGCAAAGCGUUUGGCUCAAGGAAAGAGCAUUGCCAAUGUUGUCCUCUUAAGAGGCUGUGGCAUUCGAAUUGAGGUUCCUCCAUUUGAAAAGAUACAUGGGCUCAGGCCAUGCAUGGUUGCUCCUACCAAGAUAAUAGCUGGGCUAGGUCUGUCGCUUGGGAUUGAUAUACUAGAAGCUCCUGGGGCGACUGGAGAUUACCGGACUAUAUUAACAUCCAAAGCAACUGCCAUAGCCAAUGCACUCUCUGCUCCUCUGCAGUCUUGCCCCAAUAUUUUUGUUCCUGGUGAAGAUGAGCACAAGCCUGGUAUAUCUGAUGGCUAUGACUUCGGGUUUCUUCACAUUAAGGCAAUAGACGAUGCUGGUCAUGACAAAGCAAGUGUUUUCAAAGUAAGAGGACUUGAAGCCGUAGAUCGUGCUCUAGGGCAGCUUGCUAAACUUCUAUGGUCAGCACAAUCAUCGGGCAAAUUCGAGUUCUUCCUCUGUGUCACAGGGGACCACUCUACACCCGUCGAGUAUGGGGACCACAGCUUCGAACCUGUCCCAUUUGCAUUGUGCAGUCUGAAGGACUUUGUGGGCGCGGUCGGGGGAGAGGCAGUCCUCUUAGAAACCUCACUGGAUCCAUUCCCCCUUCCAACUACCAAUGCCAGCGAAAGUUUAACUGCUGAUUUGGGAGCCGAAAAGAAGCGAGCAGAGGGUUUUGGUGGGGACUCUGUGGGGGAGUUCAGUGAAGUAGCAGCGGCAAGAGGUUGCCUUGGGCGAUUCUCCGGGAGUGAGAUGAUGGGAAUUAUAAACUCAUAUCUUAAACUACAAGCAUAAUAGUGUAUCAAAGAUGGCAUGGAAAGAGCUUGGGAUUGUUGUUUCACUACAAAUAAUUGUAGGCACAGAUAGGUCCGUGUCAUAUACUGAGCGAAUAAGAAUGCGCCAUGUGGCUCGCUCUUCUUCGCGGGCUUGGCACGACACUAUCCGUGCCAAAUAUUUUGUGCCAAUUCUGCAUUUUUGGGUAAUGUACCGUGCUGCGUUUGAAAAAUUAAUAGUUCUUAUGUCC